This is a messenger RNA of Leptopilina boulardi, 7132 nucleotides long. RefSeq names its product DNA polymerase zeta catalytic subunit (gene DNApol-zeta). NCBI's taxonomy places the organism in Eukaryota, Metazoa, Arthropoda, Insecta, Hymenoptera, Figitidae. The record is from RefSeq and is a predicted model, not a curated record. Gene Ontology annotation, molecular function: DNA binding; nucleotide binding; DNA-directed DNA polymerase activity. Gene Ontology annotation, biological process: error-prone translesion synthesis; double-strand break repair via homologous recombination. Gene Ontology annotation, cellular component: zeta DNA polymerase complex; nucleus. The transcript has 15 exons. The coding region runs from base 174 to 6872 and encodes 2232 amino acids.
UUUUUUUUUCUAUUUUUUGGUCCUAAAAAAAAAUUUGCAAAUUGUACUUAAGUGUGAUUUACAAAAUUAGAUAAGUGUUAAAUUAAAUGAACAGAUAACAAGUGUGUUGUAUGUGGUGAAGGUGUUCUCGGUUCAACGUGCGCUUGGAAUGUCCAAUCGUCAGGUAAAAUGAAAUGUUUUCUGUCCGUUUGGUAAUUGCAGACAGUUAUCAAGCUUCACCGCUUAUUCCAUUUGAUUUAUCAGUCUCAGAAUUUCGAAAUUCUAGAAUUAAAUAUGUACCAACAAUUAGAGUCUUUGGUUCCACUCUUUCAGGCGAAAAAGUUUGUUUACAUAUUCACGGUGUAUUUCCAUAUAUGUAUGUACCGUACGUUGGUGGAGACAAUCCUGAAGAUUUUACACAUCGUUUAGCAAAAGCUUUAGAUUACACAAUUAAUGUUUCACUUGGCUCUGCUGGAUCAGACAAUCAACAUGUAUAUAAAAUUCAACAAGUUAAAGGAGUGCCUUUCUAUGGUUAUCACGAAAAAUUUCAUCACUAUUUUAAAAUUUAUUUUUAUAAUCCAGCUAUGAUUAAGAGAGCAGCAGAAUUAUUACAGAAUGGUUCAAUACUUAAUCAAACACUUCAACCACACGAAGCGCAUAUUCCAUUUAUUUUGCAAUUUAUGAUAGAUUAUAAUUUAUAUGGAAUGAGUCUUAUAAAUUUAAAGAAUGUAAAAUAUCGUCAAGCAAAUCGUCGUGGACCAGAUGGUAAAUUAAAGAACGAAUCUCUUACUCCACAUUUUGAAACAAGAGAUUAUUUACCACCCACUAUUAAGAGACAAAGUACUUGUGAAAUUGAAGUUGAUGCAUGGGCGUCUGAUAUUUUAAAUAAGGAAGCAAUUGAAAAAGGUUUAGAUGUAAAUCCCGGAUUAGCUGCAAUUUGGAAUGAGGAAAGAGCCAGACGAAUGUUGGCAGGAUUCGAUGGAGGAGAUUCACAAAUAGCACCACCAAAAAGUCCAUUUAGAACAAAUUUACCACCAACCGAUAAUGAUUUAUUACAAAUGCAACGAUUUCAACGAAAACUCAUGUUUAUCACACAAAAUGAUGAGAGUUCAACUUCUUUUAAUUCAGAUUCUUCGUAUUAUCCAGUUGAAGUUAAUGAUAAAAUUAAUUUAAUUGAUGCUUCACAUCUUGAAAGACACAUUGGUCCAAAAAAUGAUGAAGAUAGAGUGAAAAUAGUAAAUGAUUUAUCAACAUCGUCAGAUACAGACAUGUCAUUGCAUCUUGAUCAAUCAGAGGAAUUACGAGAAUUACGAGUUAAUCUUGAAAGAUUGCCUCUGAAAAUAAAUGUCCAAUUAUCGAUAGAAGAAAGUCAAAAUAGAACACUUGAUCAAAGUAUUUUUGAUGUAGAUGAUGUGCCACUUGUUGAUUUAUUGGAGAAAUUAGCUGAAAAACACAAUACUGAUGAACAAGUCGACGAAGAUAGUAUUUUAGGAUCAUAUUGUUCGGCCGUUGCCAGUGAAUAUAAAAGUGACGAAGAAGUUGAAAAUGAAGUUCCUGAUUUAAAUCUCACAGCACUUGAAAUUGAUAGCUUGAGUUUAAAUCUAGACUCAACGCCUAGUUGUUCAGGUAAAUCGAAAAAGUCUGAUACGUCUUUUACUUUAUUUUCCUCGUCACUCGAAAGUAUAAAUAAAAAUGAUAAGAAAGACAGUCAAAAUUCUUUAAAUAUUCCUCAAUUCGAUGGCGCAAAUGAUUUACCAAGAAAAAGAAAUUCCAGUUCUGAGAGAAGUUCAUCAAGAAAAAAAAGAAAGAUUGACAAUAAAAAUAAAAAUACUUCAAAUGAUGUGAAUAAAACAUUAAAUUACAUUGAUAAAGAAUUAAAAAUAUCCAGUUCAAGUGAAAGUAUUUCCGAAUUGGAUCGCACAAUAAUUUCCAAUAAUGAAAUUUUCACAAUAUCUGAAACAAGUGAUAGCGCUGAAAAUCUUUCAGCAAAUGCAAAAAAUGAUUUCACCUUGGUAGUUGAAGAAAAAUUAAUAUGUAAUUAUAAAAAUGUUAAAAAAAAUACACUAGUCACUCGUAAAGAAGAUUUAUAUAGUCCAAAACGUACAUCGAAAAGUCCAAAAAAAUCAUCAAAAAGUCCAAAUAAAAAAUUAUUAAAAAGUCCAAGUCGAAGAAGUCCCCGUAAAUCAUUACACAGUCCUCGACGAAAUUAUUCGUCAUUAAAUAUAAUAGUCACUCCUUCUAAACGUCGAAAAGAACAAGAAAAACAACAAAUUCCUAUACAUGAUGAUUCCAGUGGUGAUGCAUUAGAAACUAAUUAUUUCACUCAAAAAAAUGUCAAUGAAAAUACUUUUAAAAUUGAGGCUCAACAUUCCAAAGUAAAGAAAAAUCUUUCCUUAUAUCAAAAGGAAAAGAUUAUAAAAAAUUUUGAUAUUCCCGGAACGAGUAAAAAUUUUUCCAAUUAUAAUUCCGAUGAUGAUAUACUUUUUUUAUCGCAAAAUUCACCUGUAGAACAACAUGCAAAAAGUAAUUUAAAUUUAUCCAAUUCACAGAAAUUUAAUUCAAAAACAAAAAUUGAAAAGAAUAAAUUCUUGUCAAAAAAGUCUCUAUUUGGAAAUAGUUCCUCAAAAUCGGAAAAUAAAUUAAAUUUAUCAUCAUCAUCAUCAUUUCAAAAAGAAGAAAAAAAAAUUGAAAAAAAUUACAAGGACAACGAAAGUGACGAGGAAUUAUUUCUAACACAAAAAUCUCAAUUCGAAAAGUCAAAGGAAUUUAAUUCAUUGAAAAAAACAUUUUUAUCACAAAAAUCAAAUGAAAAGAAACAAUUUAACUUAAAUACAUCAUUUUUUUCACAAAAUCUUUUCAAAUCACAAGAAGAGGAAAUAAAAAUUCAAAACAAUAAUAUUGAAGACAAUGAAAGUGAUGGUGAAUUAUUUUUAACACAAAAAUCUCAAUCGGAAAAAAGUAUUGAAGAUUAUCAAGAAUCAUCGAAAAAAAUUCUAAAUUCACAAGAAUCAAUUGAAAAAAUAUCGCCAAAUGAAAUCGAUAUGAAUUCUGCAUUUUUAAUUGAAAAAAAUAGAAAAGCUUCUGAAGAUGAAGAAAUUAAUAAAAAUUUACAAAAUGACGAAAAUUGGUCCCUAUCACAGAAUUCAAUUGAUGAAAAAUGUUUAGCUGAUGAUGAAUCAAGUAAAGGAUCAUUUCCCUUAGGACAAAAAUCAAAUUCAAAAACAAGUUCUCAAAAUGAUGUAAAUUCUUCAUCAAUGGAAUCAAAUGACAAAUUUAAUGAAAUUAAUUUAGAAAAAAAUGAUAGUAUUUUAUCACAAAUUGAAAAUAACAAUAUUUAUGAUCAAGAAACUGAUUCUUCGGAUUCUGAGGAAAAUUUGGAAAUUUUACUGAAAAAUUUAUCAUAUUCAGAAAAUGAAGAUGUAUCAUCUAAAAAUUGUGAAUUAAUUGAGGAAAUAAUUGAAGAAGAACAAAAUCUAUCAAGUGACGAUACAUUAAAAGCAGAAGAUAUAAAUACAUCUGAUUUGAAAAUUGAGGAAGAAAUUAAUAAUGAAGUGUGUGAUGCAAAAAAAUUGUUAACCGUUACUUUUACCGAAUUCACAAAUACUGAAUUAAAUUCUAGUUUCAAAACAAUGAGAAAAUCAAAUUUACAUUUAAAAAAUCGUUUAAUAUCAAUAACAACAAAAUUUUGUGCACCAACUCGUCAAAAUAUUAUUGACAGUAUGAAUAUCUAUGGUAUACCUUCAUAUAGAAAUCAAGAACCAUUUUACAGUAAUCAAAAUGAUGUACGACAACAUAAAGAUACAGCACAUCAAAUUAUAAAUAAAAAAGAAAUUUCCGAAUUUCCUUCAUUUAAAUCGCAAAUUGGUGGUGUUGUUGGUAUUAAAUUAUGGCGUCGAAUGAAAGUUAAUGAAUUUCAUUCGUAUAGUGGAAAAUUAAAUUCCGCUAAUAUUAAAAAAAAUCUUGCUGAAAGACGUUUAAUAACAAUCACUCCUCUUUAUUUACCUCCUGAUAGAAAAAAUGUCAUCAAUUGGAUUAAAAGUAAAAAACGUUUAAAACAACAAAAAGAUGAGAAAAUUUUGCCAAAAAAAGUUGAAAGAAUGAAUAAACAUAGAAAUCAAGAGAAAAUCGAUCAAAAUCAAAUGAAUAUAAAAGAUGAACAAGCGAAUAGUGGAAGUAAUAGUGAAAAUUUAUCUUCAAAAUCAAAAGAAUUAAAUAGUUCUGAAGGAAAAGAACGUGAGAGUAUUGGUAAUAAUUCUUCUUUGUACAGUACAUUGAGACAUUCUGAAAUUUUUACAAAUCAGAAGAAAAAUGAAAAAUUAAAAGGUGUAUCACUUGGACAAAUAGAUUUUUCCAUGGAUGAAACAAAAUCGGAAACUGAUGUUGCGAAUCAAAAUUUACAAAAUGCCAAAGCAAUAACAACAUAUCAAUAUUUGACAAUAUUGUGUUUAGAAGUUCACGUUACAACUCGCAAAGAUUUUCUUCCCGAUCCUCGACAUGAUCAAAUCGAAGCAAUAUUUUACAUUAUUCACAAUGACGUUCCACUUGAUUCAAAUGUAAAGCGUUUGGAACAAGGAGCAAUAAUUGUUGAUUUAAAUGAAACGCGAAAUUUACGGGGACUAUAUCCAGAAUGUAAAAUUACAUACGUAACAUGUGAAGCUGAUUUAUUUUGCAAUAUUAUUUCAUUGAUUGGCGAAUAUAAUCCAGAUAUUUUAAUUGGUUGGGAAUUAGAGACCCUAUCGUGGGGUUAUAUUUUUCAAAGAGCUGGACAUUUAGGAACAAGUUUUGCAUCGACCAUAUCACGAAUACCUGGAAGUAAAUGCUCUUGGGAAACUCAAGCAUUAGAUUUGGAAGCAUUAGCUGCUGAAAUUAAAUUACCUGGACGAAUUGUUCUUGAUAUUUGGCGUAUUAUGAGACAUGAAAUUGCUCUUUUAAGUUACACUUUUGAAAAUGUAAUGUAUCACGUGCUACGAAAAAGAUUGCCGUGCCCUUCAUUUAAAACACUAACUAACUGGUGGCAUUCUACAGUUUUACGUUGGCGUGUUAUGGAUUUUUAUUUGAAAAAAAAUUUAGGAACUUUGAAACUUCUGGAGCAACUCGACAUUAUUGGAAGAACUUGUGAACAUGCUCGUCUUUUUGGUAUUCAAUUUUUCGAAGUAUUCUCAAGAGGUUCACAAUUUCGAGUUGAAUCAAUGAUGUUUAGAUUAACAAAACCUUUAAAUUAUAUUCUUGUAUCACCGUCCGUGAGACAAAGAGCAGCAAUGCGAGCACCAGAAGCUUUGCCAUUAAUUAUGGAACCAAUUUCAACAUUCUAUAGUGAUCCAGUUGUAGUUCUUGAUUUUCAAAGUUUAUAUCCCAGUAUUAUAAUUGCAUAUAAUUAUUGUUUCUCAACGUGUUUGGGUCGUGUGGAACAUUUAGGACAACGAGAUCCAUUUGAAUUUGGCUGUACAACAUUGAAAGUAACAAAAAAAACGGCUUUGAAACUUCAGGGAAAAAUUAAUUUUUCCCCCGUUGGCAUUGGUUUUGUAAAAUCGGAAAUUCGUAAAGGUGUUCUACCUCGAAUGUUGAGUGAAAUUUUAAAUACUCGUUUAAUGGUGAAAAAAGCAAUGAAGGAUCAUUCAAAGGAUGAUCGAUCUUUACAACAGGUUCUUCAUAAUAGACAAUUGGGAUUAAAAUUAAUCGCUAAUGUAACUUAUGGUUAUACAUCGGCAAAUUUCAGUGGAAGAAUGUCAUGUAUUGAGGUUGCUGAUAGCGUCGUUAGUAAGGGAAAGGAGACACUUCAACGUGCCAUAAAAAUGGUGGAAGAAACACCAAAGUGGGGAGCACGAGUUGUUUAUGGGGAUACUGAUUCAUUAUUUAUAUUAUUACACGGAAAAUCAAGAAAUGAGGCUUUUAAAAUUGGUGCUGAAAUUGCCGACGCUGUUACAGCUGCAAAUCCAACGCCAGUCAAAUUAAAAUUUGAAAAAGUCUUACAUCCUUGCAUUUUACAGACAAAGAAACGAUACUGCGGCUAUUCUUACGAAACAAUUGAUAAUGAAAAACCGGAAUAUUUGGCUAAAGGCAUUGAGACUGUACGUAGAGAUGGCUGUCCAGCAUCAGCAAAGAUUUUAGAAAAAACUCUGAAAAUUCUAUUUGAAACAAAAGAUUUAUCCCAAGUGAAACAAUAUGUAACGCGUCAAUUGGAUAAAGUUUUUCGUGGUGCAGUGUCAAUUCAGGAUUUAACAUUUGCAAGAGAAUUUCGUGGUUUACGAGGAUAUAGUAAAAAUGCCUGUGUACCGGCAUUAGAAUUAACACGACGUUUAAUGAAAAAAGAUCCACGAGCUAUUCCACGAACAAGUGAAAGAGUUCCUUAUAUUAUUGUAGCUGGAGCGCCAAAUGAGGCACUUAUUCAUUCAGUACGAUCACCAAAUGAAUUAUUAACUGAUUCAAGUUUACGUCCAAAUGCUAUUUAUUAUAUAACGAGAGUAAUUAUUCCGCCUCUUAAUCGUUGUUUAAAUCUUUUGGGCGCAGAUGUUCAUCUUUGGUUCAGAGAUAUGCCACAUCGAGAAGUUCUGAGUAAAGUAUCUUUUUUACCGAGUGAUAAACAGAAAGUUACAAUCUCACAAUUUUUUAGCGCUCAUGUCUGUUUAUCUUGUGGUAAUUCAUCAGAGAGCAAUAUUUGCAAACAAUGUAUUGAACAACCAUGUAGAACAAUUAUUAUUUUACAUGAAAAGCUUCGUUGUUUGGAAAAAAAUAUAUUUAAUACUGAUGUGAUAUGCAGAUCAUGUACAGGUCAAUUGGGCAUUCCAGACUGUGAAUCAUUAGAUUGCCCUGUUACUUAUCGUCGUUCACAAGUAGAAAGGGAAUAUGCGUUGGCCCCCACGAUACGAAAAAUCAUCGAUGAUUGGAAAAUUUAGAAAAAUGAGAAUUAUGGAAACAAAAAGUUUCCGUUGUUAUUUAAAUUCUUAUAUAGGUAUUUUUCGAUAGUUUAAUUUAUAAUUUUUCAUAGAUAUAAAUUAUUUGUAAAUAUAUAAAACAUUUUUUUUUUUCAAAUUAUAAAAAACAAGACAAUUUAAAUUGCAAUUAUGUGAUCUAUUUUUCUUUCUUUUUGGCUGUGUAAUUAUAAAAUUAUUUUUAUAAUUAUAAAAAAAACAAAUAAAACAAUUAUUUAAAAUAA